This is a messenger RNA of Bemisia tabaci, 2484 nucleotides long. RefSeq lists its product as uncharacterized. Lineage: Eukaryota; Metazoa; Arthropoda; Insecta; Hemiptera; Aleyrodidae. The record is from RefSeq and is a predicted model, not a curated record.
AUGAAAUCAUUUCAUCCCAUAGUAUGCACUUACAAGACGUGUAAAAGAUCUUUCACUAAUCGACGUUACUUUACUAAUCAUUUUAAUAAAACUCAUGGUGACGAUUUCUGUAAAGAAAGCGCCAUCCAAGAAUCUGAAGCAUUCAUUAAUAACAGUUGUACCGAAAAUUUAGGCACUGCAUUAGAAAACGGAUGUAGCAGUCAGAUGGAUACCUCCAUUCCUGGAAAAAUUGUAGUGUCCCCUGUAAUAGCUGAUAUAAUAUGUAAUGCCCCCCAAUCUGGCAAUGGUGUAGUCAAGGAAAUAAUACAGGACUCUGUCGCUGAUUUUUGUAUCUCGCUACACAGUAGCCUAUCUCUUCCAUUUUCACAUGCCGAGGAUAUAGUCAAAUCCACAGUAAACCUUGUAAAAGGCAUUAACAGUUUGUAUACUGAAGAACUUGGGUUUCUUUCUGUAAAAGACGAAAAAUAUCCAACUCAAGAUACCAUCUUGAAAAUGGAGGAGAAUUUUAAAUGGGUAGAAAGUACUUUUCAAAAUUGGAAUACCAAAUAUAUGGUAAAAAAGACCUUACAAGAACAAGGUGUAUUUAUUCCACCUGUGGUUAAAGAUAUCGGCAGAAUCACCAUCACUAAAAGAACCAAGGUAAAAGGUAAAUUCCGUAGAAUUUCCGUCAAAGGGACGUAUGUUUUUAUCCCAAUGAGGAAGGUUUUAACGUUACUCUUCCAGCAAGAAGGUGUUCUUGAAAGUGUCAUGAAAUAUUUGCAAAAAUUAGAUCAUGAUGAUAAUGUAAUUUCAAAUUUUGUGCAGAGUCAGUGUUGGAUUAACACUCCUACAUCUGACGAAGAAACAGGUAUCACUCUGCCUUUGGAAAUAUUUAAUGAUGACCUAGAAGUAGGGAAUCCUCUGGGCAGUCAUGCUGGCAAAAACAAAGUCAACGCAACUUAUUUUUCAAUUCCUUGUUUUGUUCGUGAAGUUAAAUCUUCACUGAAUUAUGUUUUCCUAGCUUAUUUGACUCAUUCCUUUAAUUUGAAAUAUUUCAAUUUAAAAACUGUGUUUAAAGAUUUAAUUGCCGAACUAAAUUAUCUUGCCGAAACUGGAAUCACUGUCACUCUUGAGAAUCACAAUAUCAGAAUUUUCUUCCAAUUUUGUGCUCUUUGCGGAGAUAAUCUUGGACUCAAUACUUUGGGUGGGUUUUGUCAAAGUUUUUCAAAAAGUGAGUUCUGCUGUCGUAUCUGUCUAGCUAACAGAAAUAAACGUCGGACCAUGUCUAAGGAAGAUCCUACUUUACUGAGAACAAAAGAAAAUUACAGGGCAGGAGUUAAUUUACAAGAUCCCACUAAAAAUGGUAUUAAGGAAGAAUGUGUAUUUAACAGCGUCAAGAAUUUUCACAUAGUUGAUAAUUGUUUGGUCGACGUUUUUCAUGAUAUUUUUGAAGGCGUGGCGCAGUACGACCUCUAUUUCUUACUCCAAUAUUACAUUUUCACAGCUGAAAGAUUUUCUGUAGCUACUUUUAAUCAUAGGCUGGAAGUUUUUGAUUUCGGGUCUUCAGACAUUCCUAACAAGCCUCCUCCACUCCCGCUAGAUUUUAAGAAGAAAAAGAAAUUAAGACUAUCUGGAUGUGAAACGGCGUGUCUUCUCAAAUUCCUUGGUCUCUUGAUAGGAGAAUUAGUUCCCCCUGAUGACAACGUCUGGGAGCUCUACCUUGCAUUACGGAGAAUUGUAGACUUGGUCUUAAGUCCGUCAUUUAGCACCAAAUCUUAUGAGCUGCUAGCUCUUUAUGUGCAAGAGCACAAUACACUUUAUGUACACCUGACGAAAAAAGCCUUGCCAUUCAAAUUUCACAAUCUUGUCCAUUACCCACGUUUAAUUGCUAAAUUUGGGCCUCUAAUUAAUUUUUCAGUUGAAGGAUACGAAAGGGGGCAUGGCCCUGUCAAAUGCGUUUCGAAUAGUGUAGCCUCCCGCAAAAAUAUCUGUCUAACAAUUGCUAACAAAGUUAUGAUGAAAUUUGGUCGUAAUCUCCUAAAAAAUGAGUAUGCUAAAAAAAGAUUCCUAGCGGGACCAAAUAGAACACGCAAAGACUAUGACACUUUUUUUGCAGAACUAGACAAAUACACUUUUACAACUUCCUUUCCAGAAAUUUUAAGAGAGAGAAGUACUAUUCGAACCAACUGGGUUCAACUCCACGGAACAAAGUAUUGCAUUGGCAUGACAUUGUAUUUAGCUAUAGAUGAGGAAACAAGUUUUCCAAUUUUUGGUCUUAUUCAGAACAUUUUUGUAAGCGCUGCUGGGAAAGUUUAUUUUCUUCUGAAAAACUUCCAGACUUUAGCUUUCAGUGAAAAAUUUUAUUCAUAUAGACUUAUUAUCGUUGACUCUUACUCUGUGUGCAGUCAAGAUGACCUUCAUGACUUUCGCCCACACAAUGCUGCGGCACCAGCAAUGCUACCUGACAGCAAUUUGUACUAUGUCUCUUUACUUUGUAAUUCUUAA